AUGACAGAUGUUCCUCCUUUGGGUCCCCCAGACUUGGAGGGCCUUGCAGACGACUGCGACUACCAUGACAAUGAACCAACUGAAUGGCACAGGUGCGAUGGAUGGGGGCAACGAGGCCGCGGUGCCAAAGCUGUCCGCGGCUCGAGCUCUUCAACCUGGGAGCAAUCCGACGCAGAGACGCCGACGCAUGCUUCCAGCCAUUGCGCAUCACAAAGAGACGUUUGGAACAGGACGCGCUUGCCUCAAUUGAGAUCGACGGAUGAGGAGGUUUUCAGGGACGAACCGCGGCAGUUCGAAACCUUGCGGAGCUCCCAAUUGCGCCAAGAAUCACAAGAAGUCGUCAACAACUCGCCCUCAUUCCGUUACCACGAAACUCCUUUGCCAUGUGGGCUCUUGCCUUCGCAGCUAUCGGACAUACUUUUCCGCGAGAUCACACCCGAGGACUACGACGUUUUGCUGCAACUCGACACACAGCCGCCUAGCUCUGCGAGUCCUGCCGACAUCGUCGCAUUGCCUUCGGUCGAUGCCCGAGAAGUAGAUCAGGUGUCUUGCAUAUUUUGCUUAUCUCAGUAUGAAGACACAGAGAGACUGACACAACUGCCCUGCAGUCAUGCGUUUCACAAAAACUGCAUUGCAGAGUGGCUGUUGCAGCACAAGCCUGCGUGCCCUCUGUGUGGUCAGGAGGUCCAACGACUCUGA
Messenger RNA from Symbiodinium sp. CCMP2592, 699 nucleotides. The record is from the annotation of a GenBank genome assembly. Lineage: Eukaryota; Dinophyceae; Suessiales; Symbiodiniaceae.